Molecule: messenger RNA, 1462 nt
Organism: Notodromas monacha
Lineage: Eukaryota; Metazoa; Arthropoda; Ostracoda; Podocopida; Cyprididae
Source: the annotation of a GenBank genome assembly
GUAGAACGGAAGCAUUGUGUGAAUAAAUUUUGCUGAACGUGGAACAUUUUUCCUUGCGGCGAUGGGGAUUCUGGUUCACGUGUUGUUACAAGCCAUGGCCGUCAUGACCAACCUGACCCAGAUGGAUCCAAAGUUUGAGCCACUUCUAGGUUCUUUGUCGAAAAAUUCAAUACCUCUGGAAAUCCAGAAACCUGUCGUCAUUCCUGAUGCUAGCAGCACAAGUGCCCCUGUGUCUGAUGAUGCUGGCAGAAACCCUAAGGCGGUUCCACAGCUCACAGGGGAUUUGGCUCAGUAUCAGUCUUACAUUCAGCAAGGUCAAGAAACUCUCGCGGAAAUCAAGGAGUUGAUGAACCGCGAUGGCUGGAAAACUUCGCGGAAAGAUAAAGUUGGGACUAUUGUCAAGUACUUAUUUCACCCGAAGUACAACCGCAGAAUUUUCAUGACAACUGCGGUUUUUCCGGCCCCGCCAGAAAUUCUAUACCGCGUCAUCUGGACCGAAGGAGGCGAAAUGCACAAAUGGAAUCCCAAGAUCGAAGAUGUAGAAAUCUUGCAGCCCAUUGGAGACAUCGCCCAAAUUUCAAGGCAAGUAGCAGCCAACGAAGCUGGAGGCAUCGUGACGCAGCGUGACUUCGUUGUUUUAAAUGAACGCGACGAGGAGGACGGGCCUCUCGGCAAGAUUUACUACGUGGCCUACGUAUCAACAGAAUGGCCCGGAAGACCACCUUUGGAGGAUUUUGUGAGGGCGGAAAAUGGACCGAGUGGGUUCAGAUUCGAACCGAUUGAAGGCAACCCAGACGCAACGAAGGUCACUUGGAUCUUCAACGCGGAUUUGAAGUUUGAUCACUUGCCAGCGACGAUGCUCAACGCAGUUUUGCCGGCGUCGACACUUAAUUACAUGAGCUCGCUGCGAAAACAUCUUGAGGAGAUGAAAUCAAAAGGAGAAUUUUAGUAGUUCCCCUCUUGAGAAAGAAAGCAUGAUUUCCAGCAUUUUUUUUUUUUUUUUAGGAUGUACGUUAAGUUUCGAAUUUUCGAAUCUCAGAAAAGACGGGAGGAACCAGGAGGAAAAGUUCGAUAACUGAAGCACUCUAGUCUCGCUGAAAGACAAGAAUCGGGGAAGGGAAGAAAUGAAAGAGAUUUAUCAACUGUGAAUGAAAAUUUAGGUGAGUAUCUCGCUGAAGAAGCCCUGCUGUAAUAUUCAGCUUGUCAUUGAUGAGUUGGGCAUUUUUCGAGCGAGAGACGAAUAAUUUAUUCAGCUUGCGAGGCGAUCCGUCAAAAUUCUUGUAUUCCGCUUUUUAGCAUUGUGAAGAAUCAUUUCAGUGCAUCGCGAUGUUGUUUUUCUGUUGUGUGUUUUAUAUAGCUUCGUGUUGAGAAUUUUAUUUUCCGUCGGUGUUCGCAAAAAGUGUAUGUGACGACCGGGAAUUUAAUCUGAAUGAAAGUUUGGAAGAUGGUUGUUUCUCUUCGA